GAUUUGACGUCGCUGUGCUGACGCUCGAUCGUAAUGUGCAUUAUAUGCCUCAUAUAGCUCCAAUCUGCUUGCCGGAGCGAGGGUCUGACUUCCUAGGGCAGUACGGUUGGGCAGCGGGUUGGGGCGCGCUAAGUCCCGGCUCAAGGCUGCGCCCGCGCACCCUGCAGGCCGUUGACGUGCCUGUACUAGAUAACAGAGUGUGCGAACGGUGGCAUCGUGCUAAUGGAAUUAAUGUAGUCAUAUACCCCGAGAUGCUGUGCGCGGGUUACCGGGGCGGAGGGAAAGACAGCUGUCAAGGCGAUAGUGGCGGGCCUUUGAUGUUGGAGAGGGCGGGGCGCUG
Molecule: messenger RNA, 340 nt
Organism: Papilio xuthus (Asian swallowtail)
Lineage: Eukaryota; Metazoa; Arthropoda; Insecta; Lepidoptera; Papilionidae
Product: serine protease 33-like
Exons: 3
Biological process (GO): proteolysis
Molecular function (GO): serine-type endopeptidase activity
Source: RefSeq, a predicted model, not a curated record